GUGGGAUUGGAUGAGUCUCAAGAUGGACAACCGGGAUGUUGCAGGGAAGGCUAACCGGUGGUUCGGGGUGGCGCCCCCCAAGUCCGGGAAGAUGAGUAUGAAUAUACUGUACCAGGAAGAGCUCAUCGCUCAGAAGAAACGGGAAAUCGAAGCGAAAAUGGAACAGAAAGCCAAGCAGAAUCAGGUGGCCAGCACGCAGUCCCCGCAUCCCGCAGAAAUCGCAAAUGCACACAAUUCUUCCUCCAUUUCCAACAAGUUCGCCAACGACGGUAGCUUCUUGCAGCAGUUUCUGAAGUUGCAAAAGGCUCAGACCAGCCCAGACCCACCCCCCAGCGCCCCUCCCAGCACGCCGCCCCCCAGCACGGGCAAGAAGCCCCUUCUGCUCAGCAAACGGACGGGCCUGGGGCUGGGCAGCCAGCUGGGCCAGGUGAAGAGCUACUCACAUGCCAAACAGCUGCCCGUGGCGCAGCGCCCGAGCGUCUUCCAGUCUCCUGACGAGGACGAGGAGGAGGACUACGAGCAGUGGCUGGAGAUCAAAGUUUCACCCCCAGAGGGAGCCGAGACUCGCAACGUGAUAGAGAAACUGGCCCGCUUUGUGGCAGAAGGAGGCCCCGAGUUAGAGAAGGUGGCCAUGCAGGACUACAAGGACAACCCCGCGUUUGCAUUUUUACAUGAUAAGAAUAGCAGGGAAUUCCUCUACUACAGAAAGAAGGUGGCCGAGAUGAGGAAGGAAGCACAGAAGUCCCAGGCAGCUCCUCAGAAAGUUUCACCCCCAGAGGACGAAGAGGCCAAGAACCUUGCAGAAAAGUUGGCCAGGUUCAUAGCGGAUGGGGGUCCUGAGGUGGAAACCAUCGCCCUCCAGAACAACCGUGAGAACCAAGCAUUCAGCUUUCUGUACGAGCCUAACAGCCAGGGGUACAAAUACUACCGGCAGAAGCUGGAGGAGUUCCGAAAGGCCAGGGCAGGCUCCGCGGGCACGCCCACUGACCUGGACCUCAGCCUCAAGCGCAGGUCCCCUCCAGAGGCCCCCUCAGGGCCUUCACCCCUGCCCACCACCUGCCCCACCUUUCCUGCCCCCACGCCUGCUAGCGCCCCCUCUCCUGCUGUCCCUGGGAAACCAGCCUCCACCACCACCGUGAAGAGGAAGCGGAAGAGCCGGUGGGGGCCCGAAGAGGACAAAGUGGAGCUGCCGCCUGCCGAGCUGGUGCCGCGGGACGUGGACGCCGCUCCCUCGCCCCUGUCAGUUCAGGACCUCAAGGGGCUCGGGUACGAGAAGGGGAAGCCCGUGGGGCUGGUGGGCGUCACCGAGCUGUCAGAAGCGCAGAAGAAGCAGCUGAAGGAGCAGCAAGAGAUGCAGCAGAUGUACGACAUGAUCAUGCAGCACAAGCGGGCCAUGCAGGAUGUACAGCUGCUGUGGGAGAAGGCGCUGCAGCAGCACCAGCACGGCUACGACAGUGACGAGGAGGUGGACAGCGAGCUGGGCACCUGGGAGCACCAGCUGCGGCGCAUGGAGAUGGACAAGACACGGGAGUGGGCCGAGCAGCUGACGAAGAUGGGCCGGGGCAAGCACUUCAUCGGGGACUUCCUGCCCCCAGACGAGCUGGAGAGGUUCAUGGAGACCUUCAAGGCCCUGAAGGAGGGCCGCGAGCCCGACUACUCUGAGUACAAGGAGUUCAAGCUGACGGUGGAGAACAUCGGCUACCAGAUGCUCGUGAAGAUGGGCUGGAAGGAGGGCGAGGGGCUGGGCUCCGAGGGCCAGGGCAUCAAGAACCCGGUGAACAAGGGCACCACCACGGUGGACGGGGCCGGCUUCGGCAUCGACCGGCCGGCCGAGCUCUCCAAGGAGGACGACGAGUACGAGGCCUUCCGCAAGAGGAUGAUGCUGGCCUACCGCUUCCGGCCCAACCCCUUGAACAACCCCCGGCGGCCGUACUACUGAAGAGACGCGAGGCCUGCUUUCUCAACGGCCGUCCUUGGACUGUGGGAAGCUUUGGGCUGUGGUUCUGCCCGUUCCUCCUGUUGUCACUCGUGUCACAUGUGCAUUAAAGUCCCAGUGCUCACCCGCACCAGUGGCCUGCUCCCUGCCUGUACCACAAUCACCUGACCCUCAGUGAGGCCGGACGCUGCCU
Castor canadensis (American beaver) is the source of this 2129-nucleotide messenger RNA. RefSeq names its product SURP and G-patch domain containing 1 (gene Sugp1). Lineage: Eukaryota; Metazoa; Chordata; Mammalia; Rodentia; Castoridae. Gene Ontology annotation, biological process: RNA processing. Gene Ontology annotation, molecular function: RNA binding. Gene Ontology annotation, cellular component: nucleoplasm. The record is from RefSeq and is a predicted model, not a curated record.